Molecule: messenger RNA, 1563 nt
Organism: Penicillium macrosclerotiorum
Lineage: Eukaryota; Fungi; Ascomycota; Eurotiomycetes; Eurotiales; Aspergillaceae
Product: sugar porter family MFS transporter
Exons: 2
Coding region: 1-1563 (520 amino acids)
Biological process (GO): carbohydrate transport; transmembrane transport
Cellular component (GO): membrane
Molecular function (GO): carbohydrate:proton symporter activity
Source: RefSeq, a predicted model, not a curated record
AUGGGCCUGAAGCCAUAUCUGGGCCUCCAGGGCAAUGCCCUACUCCGGGCGGCCGUCAUGCUGGUGGUCUGCCCGACAUUUACUUGCUAUGGAUACAACAUGAGUGUGGCGGGAGGGUUGUUGACCCUCGAGGCCUUCAAUAAGCAAUUCCCGAAAAUGGACACUAUUCACACAACUGGCGCACAAGAACACGAAAAUUCUCAAAUACAAGGCACGGUGAUUGCACUUUAUACGGUCGGAGGAAUCUUCGGUGCGCUCUCAUGCGUCUACUUGGGUGACCUUCUCGGAAGACGGAAGGUCAUCUUCGUGACGAACUUCAUAUCUAUCAUCGGCGCCAUUUUGAUGGCAACCUCCUUCGACUUUGCCCAGUUUAUCGUCGCUCGGUUAGUUCUCGGUCUCGGAAUUGGUGGCUAUGUGGCCACGGUCCCAGUCUGGCAGUCGGAGAUUUCUCCAGCGCACAAACGUGGAUCCAACGUCGUGACCGAUGGGAUCUUUGUCGGCGUGGGCGUGACGCUGGCCCUGUGGAUUGAUCUCGGCUUCUACUUUGUGCAAGGCAGCUCCGUCUCUUGGCGGUUCCCGCUCGCCUUUCAGGUCGUCCUCUCGUUGACCGCGAUGGUGUUCAUCACCGUCCUUCCGGAAUCUCCUCGCUGGCUGAUCAAGACUGGCCAGGUCACAGAAGGUCGCAAGGUUCUCGGCGCACUGCUUGAGGCCGAUCCCGACUCAGCCGUGGUGACGGAGAGCGUCGUGUCGAUUGAAGCCUCCCUAGCUUACUGCGGAACGGGAAGCUGGACGGACAUGUUCAAGAACGGCGAGCAGCGUCUCUUCCACCGCGCAUACCUGGCUGCAACAGGCCAGAUGUUCCAGCAAAUGUGCGGCGUGAACUUGAUCACUUAUUAUGCGACUACUAUCUUCCAACAGUAUCUUGGUCUCGAUGCUGUCAAGGCCCGUAUCCUGGCUGCGGCCAUGGGGCUGAUGCAGCCACUGGGCGGUUUCCUGGCCUUUACCACUAUUGACCGUCUCGGCCGCCGGCCCCUGAUGCUCUGGAGUGCCGGAGCCAUGGCCAUCUGCAUGGCAAUUCUCGCCGGAACAACCUCCCAGAAGGGCAAUACCGGCGCGUUGGUCGUGGCAGUGAUUUUCCUCUACGCUUUCCAGUUUAUCUUCACCGUGGGAUACUCUGGUCUGACCUUCCUAUAUGCGGCAGAGAUGGCACCUCUGCAAAUUCGCGCGGCGGUCAGCGCCGUGUCUACUGCUACCGUCUGGUCUUUCAAUUUCUUGCUAGCCCAGGUCACCCCAGUUGGAUUUUCAACCAUCGAAAACCGCUAUUAUAUUAUCUUCGCCGUAAUUAACGCCGCUAUUGUCCCGGCAGUGUACUUUUUCUUCCCUGAGACCAAGGGUCGCUCCCUGGAGGAGAUUGACGAGAUCUUUUCGCGGUCGAAGAACAUCUUCGACCCACCUCGCAUCGCUCGUGAAAUGCAAAAGAUGCAAAUCGGCGAGGCACAUUCCGAGAGCGGUUAUAACACUGGUUCUAAUGACGAGGCCGUGAAGGAAGAUAUUAAGGCAUGA